UGUUUGCUAAUAAAACAUCUGGUUCCUUUGCUCCUCCUCAGUGUUCAUAGAAGACAUGGAGACGAUCCUGAGUGUCCUGGGCUUGGAGUGGAUAGACUUCAGAAGUUUUCUGAUAUUUUUCUGUGUUUUUCUGCUGCUGACAGAUGUUUUGAAGAACAGAGUGCCUCGUAACUUUCCACCAGGGCCGUGGUCUUUUCCUUUUAUUGGAGACCUUCCUCGCAUCAAGGCGUCCAAAAUUCACCUGCAGUUUAAAGAGUUUGCAGGGAAAUACGGGAAAGUUUUCAGUCUUCGUUUGUUUGGUGGAAGGAUUGUCGUCAUUAAUGGCUACAAGCUGGUGAGAGAAACUCUUAUUGAACAAGGAGAAAACUUCAUCGAUCGUCCCAACAUCCCGUUGUUUGAAGACUUAGUUGGGAAUAAAGGUCUUGUGGGUUCCAGUGGUAAUCCGUGGAAGCAGCAGAGGAGAUUUGCUCUUCACACACUCAGAAACUUUGGUCUGGGAAAGAAAACCCUGGAGCGAUCCAUCCAGCAGGAGUGUCAGUAUCUCACUGAGGCUUUUGCUGAUCUACAAGGUCAGCCAUUUAAUGUCCAAAAAUUAAUCAACAAUGCUGUGUCCAACAUCAUCUGCUGCUUGGUCUUUGGGAAUCGAUUUGAGUACAGCGACAAGCAGUUCAAGAUCAUCCUUCAACUCUUCAACGAGACGAUUUACCUGGAAGGAACUGUGUGGGCACAGCUUUACAACACAUUGCCCUGGCUGAUGAAAUGGCUGCCUGGACCUCAUCAGAGGAUUUUUACCAUAACACAUGAAAUAUUAGAUUUUAUUAAAGUAAGAGUCAAGGAACACAGAGAGAACCUGGACCCUUCGUCACCCAGAGACUACAUCGACUCCUUCCUCAUAGAGAUGGGAGAGAAAGAAGACAAGGAUUCUGGUUUUGAUAUCGACAAUUUGUGUUUUUGCACUCUGGACCUGUUUGGUGCUGGAACCGAAACCACCACCACCACUUUACACUGGGGGCUGCUGUUCAUGAUCUUGAACCCACAAAUACAAGAGCGGGUCCAGGCUGAGAUAGAUGCUGUGAUUGGUCCGUCCAGGCAGCCGUCCAUGACUGACAGAGACAACAUGCCUUACACCAACGCUGUCAUCCACGAGAUACAGAGGAUGGGGAACAUCAUACCUUUAAAUGUGGCCCGCACAGCUAACCAGGACACCACAGUGGAUAAAUACACCAUCCCAAAGGGCACCAUGGUCCUUGCUGUACUGGACUCAGUUUUACAUGAUGAGUCCAUGUGGGAAACUCCGUACACCUUCAAUCCUCAGCACUUUCUGGAAAAAGAUGGCAAAUUCAGGAAGAGAGAAGCAUUUCUUCCCUUCUCUGCAGGUAAACGUGUGUGUCUCGGGGAGCAGCUGGCCAGGAUGGAGUUGUUCCUCUUCUUCACCUCCCUCCUCCAGAGGUUCACAUUUUCAUCUCCUCCAGGAGAGAAGCCCAGUCUGGAGUUCAAACUGGGAAUAACCCAUUGCCCCAAACCUUACCGCCUCUGUGCAGUGCAACGCUAACCUGCUGCCUGAUGACAAAAAAUUACUCCGCUGAUAUUUCUCCUUUAUAAACUGAAUCAAUAUAUUAGGAAGAUGAACCUUUGUGAUGCAAUAAAUAUGAAAUAAUUAUGCAAAAUUGGCUGAUUUUGAUAUUUGGCUGAUUGCUGCAGUGCUAACAUCAGCAUCACAUUUGAGCAACAAAGCAGUUCAAAGUGCUUUAAGUUUUAAAUGCUUCACAAAAACAAAAAAAUACAAAGUCAUCAACCAUUGAAACACUCUCUUGCUUUAACCACCGCUGGUUCUGCAUUACUCACUACCUCCACAAGAUGGCAGAAUAAUUUGGACAAAGGUAAAAGCGUUGAGAUCACUCACUACAAUAAACGAGCAAGAUUAAAACAAAUCUUGUUUAAAUUUUCAGUGAUAUUAAAUAUUCCGAUGUUUCAAAGUAUUCUGAUGAGACUUGAUGUUUUAUCAGGUCUCAUAAUAAAUUAUCACCAGAAUUUUUAUCGAUUGGCUUAAUGAAUGUAGAAAGUUAAGUUUCAGCAGCUUCUGAGUAAACUCCAAAAGACCUUCACUCACAGAAACUUCCACAGUUCAGUCAACAAACAGAAUGUUGGAACAAUUUAGGUUGUAAUUCCUUUUAAAAACAAGAGGCAUUGUCAGAUAAAUCUUUGUAGAACAAUGAAGACAACGUUUGGAAAUAUUCAUAAAGCCGUCAUUUUAAAACCUUAUUUGCAUGUGUGUAUCUAGUGGAUGAGUGAAAUUACAGAGAGGGCUGCUUGGAUGGAUCAAUCAAAACUUCUAUGAUAAAACAUGAGUCCCAGUCGUUUGUAAAUGACUGACUGAAGAUGCAGCUCACUUAGAUUUUCAUUCCUAGCCUGAUCAGUGGGGGACUGCUGACAUUAAAAGGUCAUACAACUACAUCCUCACAGAGGAAAACAGAAAGGCAUUACUCAUACACCCACACCUUGGAUGUCAGUGUUGCUGAUCAGUGGCCCCCAGUAGUGCACUCAAAAAAUGACUCAUUGGAUGAACACAAUUCAAUUUUGGGCAAAUUUUCCAUCCAAUAAAUUAGUUUAUAUGGGUUAAGUUUGUUCACUGAAACAGUAAACCAUCAUGUAUUGAUGGAAUCUAAAGUAUUUAAGUUUGACCAACUCAAUUCUACCUUUAGCAUCUUCUUUAAUUUGAUUAAAGUUUCUAUAAAUCCACAAAUUUGUACAAUAUAUAUCCACUGACUCAAUGCACUUCACUAUUUCCAUUCCAAAAUCAAAUAUUUGUGAUGAUAUUUUCAGACUGGAGGACAACAUUCUUUGGCUUUUCUUGCACUGCAGCUGCUGCUCAAAACUAUGGAGGACAAUUUUAUUACCUCAGUUUGAUUUUAUUACCUCAGUUUGAGCAGUUGCAGGAUAUGAAUGAGAAUCCAGAUGUGCUGCCGCCAAGAUAAUGAACCCACAUAAUCCCAGCAUUUGGUUCACACUUCAAAAUAGUCAUGAAACAAGAACAUCUGGGAGACUUUACAGAGACCAUCCAUGUUGAGGCUGAUUGUACAUUUCAUUAGAUGAUUCUCAUGAAAGGGCAUGUUUGGAGACAUAAAGAUGUUGUAACAAUGUGAUGCUGUUGUUAUUAAGCUGACGGUCUAGAUAUGUACUUUGUUAAUUUUCUCUGAAAAACAAAAUCUUGGAGGCAGAAAGUUGUUGAAAAGAAGGUCAAACAUUUUCAAAUUUCAAAACAUAGUUUAAUCAAAACAUUAAACCUGGCUCUCCUCCCUUCAAAAAAUGGUCAGCCUUUGGGAAUCAAAAUAAGUCAAACUUUUUAAGUCAUGCAACAGCCAUUGGUAUUUCAUGUGUUGAUGAGUGUGUGGCUUCAGUCAUUACAGCUAAAAGCUCAAGAUCAGGCCAGAAACCUGGGUGUAAUGAUGGAAUCUUAUCUUUUAGAGCCACAAAAAGACAGUCACAAAGUCGGCCUUCUGUCACCUGAAGAGCAUUUCCAGGAUUUGAGGACUGAUGUCCCAGCAAAAUCUAGAGAAACUCAUCCAUGUGUUUAUCUUUAGUCGCAUCGAAUACUGCAAGUGUUUUCACAGGUCUUAACAUAAUGGAUUAAGAAUUUAACAUUGACACUGGACUAAAUGCAAUGUUUCCUUUGUUGAUUCUGUCACAUGACUUUGUGUUUUUGUGCUUUUAUGAUGUAAAGCACAUUGAAAUGCGUUGUUGCUAAAAUGUGCUACACAAAUAUAAUUUGAUUGAUUAAUUACCCUUUGCGUCUAAAACCGGAAAGAAAGUGAAUCUGAAAGUCGGUGUGAUUGAAAAUGUACAAAAUGUUCAAAAUAUGUAUUUGAAAGGAAAAAAAUAUGUAUCUUUCUUUUAAAUGGUUGUUGUCAUUAACAUUACCAAUUCUAGUAACAAAUUGAGAGCUGAAAAUGUUCCUAAAGAGUUUGUUAAUAGAAAGAUCAUGUUUUAGGAGGGAAAUGUUUCUGAAAAUGUUAAAAACAACAACAACAACAACAAAACCUACCAGAUGGAAAUAUUUUAAUUUACCUCCAUACCUUUCUGUUUAAGUAAAUUAAAUGUAGCUUACUUAUGUGUAAAUGUGUCUCUGUAUCUAAUUACGGUACAUAAUUAAGAAUAAAACAACAGCUAUAUCAAGACAUGUCCAGCAUUUAAAAUGUAAAUGUUUUAGUUGAUGGUGGGCAAUCCAAAAUCAAAGUAAAUUUGCUUAAAUCUAAUAUUAAAAUUCUUCAGAUUUUAUUUGUAAAGCUUUCAAAAGCUGGAAAUUUUCACAAAAGAAUAAAGAGUAAGCUUUAGUUUCA
This is a messenger RNA of Gambusia affinis (western mosquitofish), 4337 nucleotides long. Its product is annotated as cytochrome P450 2J4-like. The transcript is spliced from 9 exons. Gene Ontology annotation, biological process: xenobiotic metabolic process. Gene Ontology annotation, molecular function: oxidoreductase activity, acting on paired donors, with incorporation or reduction of molecular oxygen, reduced flavin or flavoprotein as one donor, and incorporation of one atom of oxygen; iron ion binding; heme binding. NCBI's taxonomy places the organism in Eukaryota, Metazoa, Chordata, Actinopteri, Cyprinodontiformes, Poeciliidae. Gene Ontology annotation, cellular component: cytoplasm; intracellular membrane-bounded organelle. Bases 56 to 1552 code for a protein of 498 amino acids. The record is from RefSeq and is a predicted model, not a curated record.